This is a messenger RNA of Lathyrus oleraceus (garden pea), 1452 nucleotides long. RefSeq lists its product as uncharacterized. The record is from RefSeq and is a predicted model, not a curated record. The coding region runs from base 1 to 1452 and encodes 483 amino acids. Lineage: Eukaryota; Viridiplantae; Streptophyta; Magnoliopsida; Fabales; Fabaceae. The transcript has 3 exons.
AUGUCCAAACUUUCUGGCUUAACACCAAGCAAAAACACCAUAGAUCAAUCGCCCCCGAGGAUUGCAUGUGCUAAUGUGGAUCAUUCAGAUGUUGUAACUGAUGUCGGUCCUCUCUCCAUUGUUCCAAGACAUGUUCCUACUAAAAGGAGGGCUAGAACACCUACUGUGAAAAAGGCUAGGCCUUCAACUAUAACGAAAUCUUCUAACCCCUCUAGGUCGGUUCAAACUCCUUCUAGUAAGAUUCGGAAUAUUGAGCCCUCUGUUGUUGUCAAGAAACCUCACUCUAUGACUAUCUUAUAUCUUGAUCCUAUUAAAACCACUGAUGUCGAGCCUAAUGUUGUUCCAAUAGUAAUGGGUAGUGUUGAAUCAACUGCAAAACCAGGCUCUGGAAAAACAAGAUCUAACUCUAGUGUUGUAAGUUUAGAUAACCCUAGAUCUGAUAACACCCUAGGUCAAUCUGGUAUGAAUGUUACUGAUAAAGACAUUGUUGAUAAAAUUAUUCGUUUGAUAGUCUCUCAAAUUUUGGGUAUUGAACCUAAGUCUGAUGUUGUUCCGGAUGUCACUACAUCCUUGGCCCAAACUGAUCAUCUUGUUGAAACCCCACUUGAAAAAUUUGAUGGAAAGUCUAAUAGUGAGUUUGUUCCAAUUAAAUCCCCUGAAAAAUCUGAAGAGAACAAUGAUUCUGAUAGUAUGUCUAUUGAUAUGUCUGACAAAGAAGAAAAUUAUGAAUGUUCAAGAAAUUAUGCCUCUAAAAAAGAUGUUGAGAAAAAGGGACGUGCUAAUGUGCCUGAAGUUCCCAUUGACAACAUCUCUUUUCGCUAUGUUAAGAAUGUUGAAAAAUGGAAGUUUGUGUACCAAAGGAGGUUGGUUGUGGAAAGGGAACUUGGUAAGGAUGCCUUUGAAUGCAAAGAAGUGAUGGGUCUGAUUAAAGAAGUUGGGUUAAUGAAAAGUGUGGAUGGUUUUGGCAAGUGUUAUGAGAUGCUUGCAAAAGAGUUCAUUGUGAAUAUGUCUAAGGAUUGUGAUAACAAGAGGAGUAAGGAGUUCAUAAAGGUGUAUGCGAGAGGAAGAUGUGUGGAUUUUUCUAUAAAAAUCAUUAGCAGGUUCAUGGGAAGAAGUGAAGAGGAACAAGCUAAAGUUGAGGUAUCUGAUAAUAUAAUUUAUAGGGAAAUCAUAGCAAAACAGGUAAAUGAAUGGCCAAGAAAAGGGAAGUUGUCAGCUGGUUGCUUGAGUGUGAAGUAUGUUGUACUUCAUAGAGUUGGAGUUGCUAAUUGGGUUCCGACAAAUCAUACUUCCAACAUUGCUAUAGGGUUAGGACACAAGAAAACUUUGGAUGAAACCAUCAAAGCUUAUAUUGAAAAGAAAAGUAGGCUUGAGAUCUUGAUAAAUGAUUUGUCUAAAGAAGAUGUUAAGGGAAACCUGGAUGGUGAUAAGGAGGAGUAUAAUGAGAUCUAA